Molecule: messenger RNA, 1565 nt
Organism: Vitrella brassicaformis
Lineage: Eukaryota; Vitrellaceae
Source: the annotation of a GenBank genome assembly
AUGGUGUUCCGGGAUUUCUUCGGUCGGAUAGAGGACGCGUUCGAUCGCCUUGUCAGGUUCUACUGUCGCGGGCUGCAGCGCUACCCAUGGCCGCUGUUCAUCUCGUGAGUGGCAGGCAUCCAAUGAAAGACUCACACUCUCAGACUGAUCCGCUUACUUUCUGGAUGGGUGCAGAGCAUGUUGCAUCCGUGUCCUUUUCAGGUAAAAGAAUCACCCCUGCCUGCCUACCUACCGGUUGUGUCUGUGUGUACAUCUGUCCCUUCCGGCAUGCAGUGGGCUCGGGGCUGUUCGGAUGGGACUGUCAGGUGAGUGGAAGAGGUCGAGCUGCGUUCGGACAGGCAUGCUGGCGGUGUUGAAUCACCACACAGUGUGUGGAUGUCUUGUGUAUGGAUAUAUAUGGACAGACUCAACUCAAUACGAUUGGAUUAUUGCGUCGUCCCAGGUAUGGCAGUAAGCAAGAGAGCACAUCGACACAAUGACUUCCGAUUACGUUCCAGGCCAGCAAGAACCUUGACGCGUUGGUGGAUGCCCAAAAGCGAGUGGAUCAACCGGCGGGAGGCUCGGGGGAUGACGCAGAUCCAGGUCAAGCAGUGAGGGGUAAUCUAGUCACCAGAUGGUAUCGGUGUGCCUGUCUUCCUUGCAGAGCGUUCUGAGACAGCGCACACAGUCACAUUUGUCUACAGUCACAGAAAUAGUAAGACGAAGACCACCAUUUUCACGCCUGAGGUCAGCCAGAAGAUGAGCUGACGCAUUGGCGGCCCCGGUCAGUUUCCUUGGCUUAUGCGGGGGGGUCCAUUUCAGCUGCUCCAACAAAUGUGCGAGGUGGAGAGAGUCUUUACGACACACAAAGACUGGCCGGACAACUGCGUGCUUGACCAGGACGACAAAACCCAAUGCGCAUUCCCAAGUGACCGCAGGCGGGAAGGAUAGGAGGAAGGGAGAUAUGCAUGGGCGGGCGCACGUCUGUGCUGUCUCGUCAGGUCGUUCGGUGGUGGGACUCUUCUACGGCACUGACGCAGUGGACUAUGAUAACUGUCCUCGACUGGACUAUUCGGUCGUCAGUGCACGCGAGAGAUUCCUGUAUGACAACCUCACCACCAGCGAAGGCCUGCUUUCAAUGGGUUUCUUCGUCGAUAACGUAUGGGCCGCCAUACAUUAUCAUAGUGGGCGGGCGCUGAGAUGGUGUGGGUGCUUUGGCUGUGUGAUGACAUCAGGGAGUCAAAAUAGGGACGACAGACACGACAGGUGCUGCUCGGAAUACGAGGUCGUCCUUGUCCACUGGGUAAGACUUCUAAGUGGGCUCCGACUUAACCGAACAUCGCACGAUUGUGGGUCUUGGCAGGGGCCCGCUCGAAGGAUACGACAGUCUUGACGACGAUCAACCAAGUCAAUGGACCGAGGUAGGGAUGCUGCUUUGACAACCUGGCGUCAGUGUGCGUUUUGGUCUGCAUGUGCCUGCCUUCUCCUGCAUGUCCGCCGAUCCGUUGCAGCACGUCAAAUUCAUCAGCAAGGUGGAGCUGGAUCUGCUGAAGCUCUUCGGCAAAAAGCCGCAGGGUGAGUACUGA